Molecule: messenger RNA, 2888 nt
Organism: Sphaerulina musiva SO2202
Lineage: Eukaryota; Fungi; Ascomycota; Dothideomycetes; Mycosphaerellales; Mycosphaerellaceae
Exons: 3
Biological process (GO): lipid metabolic process
Molecular function (GO): phosphoric diester hydrolase activity
Source: RefSeq, a predicted model, not a curated record
CGUGGCCUGUCGUGGCCUACUAAUGGUUGCGGAAGUGCCCGUGAAUGACUCGGGAGAGGCCACUUCCACCUAUGUACCUGACUUCACAUACCUAUACCAUACACAUACCAUACAUUCCUCCUACCUCAUCGUCACUGAGGUGAUUGCGCUAUGCGCUCCAAGACCUACCUAUCCCGUCCCCACCAUUGGCAAUACCGAGAUCUUCAGUUCUCCCUCUAGCUAUAGGACGGCUUCGACACAGGCGGCCCAUAUGCCAGCCGCAGCUGUUUGCGCGUUCCGCAUCCUUAGUGGCUUGGUGUUCCUGCUGCGAACCUGAUGCUGACGAGUCCACAAAAGGAACGCUCCUUCAUCUUUGCACUGCCAAGAAGCUGAGGUUGGUUCAAUGUUAAGGUAGGUAUAGGUAGGUUCGUCUCUCAUAUCUUCUCUUCCCAGUGAGAAGGAACUUUCUGGUUAGUCCCAUUGUCACUUGUUCAUCAAGAAAAGAAUCAAAAUCCAGUGAUACCUGGGUCUUGGGCUCAUAAUUGCACAACGCUCCAAGAAAGGCGGGAACAGAGUGCCAUGAUGUUCUCCAAAUCACUCCAACCCAUGCUCUGCGUUGCAGCGACCCUUGGCGCACAUAACAGUCCUUUUCUUCGCGACGCCACUACAGGCUUCUCAACUUCUGGCAACCAAUUCUACAACACGACGACGCAAUUGGCUGCUGGUGUCAGGCUGGUGACGGCGCAAAUACAUCAUCCCAACGAUACAUCAAGCGCCCUCCAUGUAUGCCACGCGGACUGCGCCUUGCUCGAUGCUGGAACCUUGGAGAGCUGGUUAGCAGAGAUCAAGACGUGGAUGGACGCCAACACCAACGAUGUGGUGACGAUUUUGAUCGUGAACGGCGCCGGAGCUACUGCUGGCGAAAUCAGUGCAGCAUAUGUCUCCUCUGGCAUGCUACCAUAUGCAUAUAGUCCGACAAACGAAUCUGCGAAUAGUGACUGGCCCACCCUGAUGAACGAGUUCACAUACAUUUUCGAAAAUGACUACGACAACUCUUCGCCAACGGACUUUUCAUGCGAGGUCAAUCGCCCGACACACCUGGCCAAUCAGACUGCGACAGCGAUAUCCCAGGGAUACAUGGGCCUCGUAAACCACUUCUUAUACGAGAACCAGCUUUUCGGUAUGGCUGAGUGACGAAGACUUCUGCUCCGCGUCUUGCAUCCUGACUACGUACUGACAUUAUCUAGGGAUCCAAUCGCCAAACGAGACUUACUCACCGGUCACAAACUCUCCGUCAAACGGUGUCGGCACACUUGGCUCUGCAGCAGCAGGUUGCACUGCUCUAUAUGGUAAAGCACCCACCUUUCUCAUGGUGGACUUUUUCAACGUUGGCCCAGCGAUCGAGGUGGCAGAUUCUCUCAAUGGGAUUACAGCCACCGGCCGAGCGACUGUACCGACGACGAGAUUGAGUGAGACUUCGGAGGGAGUGAUGGCAAGGCCGAGCAUAUCGACAGUGUACUUGGGCCUCAGUUUGGCCCUGCUUGGAUUCGCUUUGUUGUGAGACAGUGAUUCGUCUCAUGUAACGUUUUGAUGAGUGGUACGACUUGUGAUUGAGGUUCGGAAAAGCGGUCGAGUGGAUAAAUGAUGAAUCCAGAGUGCUGUGAGCACGUGCGAAGAAUCGCAUGGCAUGUGAGAGCUUGUGCUUGGCGCUGUAACAGACCGCCAUAUGGCAUUAGCAGUCGAGCGUACACAUUGUUGCACACGACACGAGCCCGAAUACUUCAGGUGCAGGCCAUUGUGUUGGAAGUAUCACACGAGAUUGCACAAAGGUUGGAGUCCAACGCGGCUCGUCGUUCCUUGGGUGUCCUAUGAAGUCCAGAGUAAGGCUCCAGGGUCCGGUAGCACCUGUCACUCGAGCAACUUCUCUCAUAUAGACAUCUGCGGAUGAUAUGAGGACGACGUGCCGGCGAUGGCUCAUUGGAUCCCUCAUUCUCCCAAGGUUGCGCCUUGCUUGCUUGCGCUCCCUCAAUGACAAGGCGUGACGUGGGACAAAUGCUGGAAGGGAGGUGGUGUGGUGUCGCUGUUGUCUCACAAGGAACCUGGUACGUACGAGCAUCCAGUGCCGCGAUGGUGGGAAUGCUGCAUUGCUGCGAACCAGUCGGGUAGAGAAAGAAUGUUGUUUCCUGGUCCUUGGGCUAUCCCUCUCUUCCAGGUUGUCACAAGAUCAACCCCAUCCGAACCAAGAUGGCAGAACCCAUGUGUCGCGAACCGUACGUGCAUCGUGGUUGCAGUUGCAUUGCAUGGCGCCAAGUGGAGUAUAUAUUAACGCUGUUUUCGUGCCCCAGCGCCGGUCUUGCGCGAAAGGAGAAAACGCACAAUCGGGCACUUUGUCGCGACAUGCGUUGCGUCUCCCCCGGCCGUCCUUUCUCUGCUGCUGCUGCUGCUGCUGCCCCAGCCCGGGAAGUCGCAGCAAAAGCUGGUUGCAGCAGCAGAGCUGUAUUGCAUCGUACAUGACGUGCAAUAUAUGGGCAGCAUCGAUAGAUUGUCAGGCAGCAAAGCAGAAGUGCGCUUUUCAGCCACAUUGGCACACAACAUACAUGUAGUUGAGCCGUAGUAUUCUCGUACCCAGUGCUCUGGAGUUCCAAGGUCCUCUAUGCACACCAAAACAUAGGUAUCGCAGAUGCUCGGUCGACAUCUUGUUGGUGGAAAGGAGCGCGCAGCGGAAUGGACCCAAGUGCUCGUUCACGAUAGAAGACCUUGUGUCCAGCAUCUCGAUUCUCUCGUGACCGGCCAUGAUGUGUACCAACAACAAGCGACAGACAGAAAGUCGCUCUUCACACGCAUGACAAGUGUGAUGGCCUGCCACGUUCUCCUCGACAACCCGCCGCAGGGAGACGGUGGAGCAGGUC